Tarenaya hassleriana is the source of this 848-nucleotide messenger RNA. RefSeq names its product bidirectional sugar transporter SWEET7-like. The transcript has 4 exons. Gene Ontology annotation, cellular component: membrane. The coding region runs from base 151 to 756 and encodes 201 amino acids. The record is from RefSeq and is a predicted model, not a curated record. Gene Ontology annotation, molecular function: sugar transmembrane transporter activity. NCBI's taxonomy places the organism in Eukaryota, Viridiplantae, Streptophyta, Magnoliopsida, Brassicales, Cleomaceae. Gene Ontology annotation, biological process: carbohydrate transport.
UAUGCUUUUAAAUAUUUUAUUUUUCCAUGUAUAAUUUCAGGAAACGUUAUCUCCUUCUGUUUGUUCUUGUCACCAACGCCGACGUUUAUUGGGAUAGUGAAGAAGAGGUCAGUGGAGGAGUACUCGGCCGUGCCCUACUUGGCAACCCUGAUGAAUUGCUUGGUUUGGAUCAUCUACGGGCUGCCUACGGUGCACCCUGACAGCACAUUGGUCAUCACAAUCAACGCUGCAGGAGCCGCGAUUGAGAUCGCCUUCCUCGUCAUCUUCUUCCUCUUCUGCAGCCGCAAACAGCGUCUGGUCGUAACCGCGGUUGUGGCCGCCGAGGCAGCGUUUGCGGUCACACUCGCCGCUCUCGUCAUGACUUUGCUCCAUACUGUCGAAAAGCGGACGUUGGCCGUUGGGAUCGUAUGUUGUGUCUUCAAUGUCAUGAUGUACGCUUCUCCUUUGGCCGUUAUGAAAACGGUGAUAAAAACAAAGAGCGUGGAGUACAUGCCGUUUCUCCUAUCCUUUGCUGCGUUUGCAAACGCGAUUGCGUGGACCGUUUACUCUUUUAUGCCUUUUGACCCUUUCAUGGCGAUACCAAAUGGGAUCGGGGGUCUUUUUGGGUUGGCCCAAUUGGUUCUGUACGGAGCAUACUACAAAUCCACCAAGAGGAUAAUGGCGGAGAGGCGACGACAAUCUGGAAACGGCGAAGUGGGAUUAUCCGCUGUGUUCACUCACACCGAUUCGGAGAAGAUUUCCACCGCGAGAUUCUGAAUCUCUCGUCCCUUAUCCACCGUCCGAUUACCGGUGGUGUUUCUGUAAUUAAAUUCUGAUGUGGAGUUCUAUAUAAAUAGUUAUAUUUAUAA